Molecule: messenger RNA, 120 nt
Organism: Colletotrichum lupini
Lineage: Eukaryota; Fungi; Ascomycota; Sordariomycetes; Glomerellales; Glomerellaceae
Exons: 1
Coding region: 1-120 (39 amino acids)
Source: RefSeq, a predicted model, not a curated record
AUGAGUAGAUACGACGACGGUACGGGGCUAAUAUAUACGUCUAAGUUCGCUUUAAAAAUAGGUUCUAUAAAUACACGUCUUCUAAUAAGCACAAUUUCCCUAAAUCUCGUAAUAAGUUAG